Hansenula ciferrii is the source of this 774-nucleotide messenger RNA. It is a transcript of the gene MED6, whose product is annotated as mediator complex subunit MED6. Gene Ontology annotation, cellular component: mediator complex; core mediator complex. The record is from RefSeq and is a predicted model, not a curated record. Bases 1 to 774 code for a protein of 257 amino acids. Gene Ontology annotation, molecular function: transcription coactivator activity. The transcript is spliced from 2 exons. Gene Ontology annotation, biological process: regulation of transcription by RNA polymerase II. NCBI's taxonomy places the organism in Eukaryota, Fungi, Ascomycota, Saccharomycetes, Phaffomycetales, Wickerhamomycetaceae.
AUGACAGAUAGCACACCUUUAGACGAGCUUCAAUGGAAAUCACCAGAGUGGAUCCAAGCAUUUGGACUACGAACAGAUAAUGUUCUAGAGUAUUUUUCACAGUCACCAUUUUUCGAUCGAACAUCAAAUAAUCAAGUUGUCAAGAUGCAAUCACAAUUCAAUGAGAAUAUCCAAUUACAUAGUUUAAAUAUUGAAUUUGAACUGAAGAAAAUGAAAGGUAUUGAAUUUGUCAUAUUACAUCGCCGUGAACCUGAUUUUUGGAUUAUUAGAAAACAAUAUAGAACAGGUCCAGAACAAGUUGAAUCAUUAUCUGAUUAUUACAUUAUAGGUGCAAAUGUUUAUAUGGCACCAACUGUGAAAGAUGUUGUUUCAACAAGAUUACUCAGUUCUGCAUUAUCACUAAAAAAUUCAUUAGAUAAACUACAAUCACUAGCACAAUUCACACCAUCAGAUGGUCAUACAUAUAGACUCGAAGCUAGUGAAACUCAACCACCAUCAAGAUCGAGAACUUUGGGGAAUACACCUUACAGUCCUGCAACUCCCACAGUACAAGGUUCAAGUCCAAUAACCAAAAAUGAAUCACUUUCGACUGCAACAAUAGAUAACCUUUUCAAUAUUUCAUUAAAAGGGAAUAUACAGUACUUGGAAGAAACACCUACACAAAGUACACCACAGAUUCCUGCACAAAAAUUACCAACAAAGCCUAUACCUGUACUUGAUGGUGAUCAACAAAAUAUUCAAUAUUUAAAAAAGGGUAAGAAACCAUUGAGAUAG